AGCUAGCGAGGGGCUGCCUGCUGCUCGCUAUAUAUGCUAGGUGUGGCUGCUAGAUAGGUGUGUGCGUCUUCAAUUAUAUUUUCCUGCUGUUGGAUCUCCAUACCAUAUAUCGUCCACGGCUGGCUCUGCUGCCUCGAGCUCGAGCAUGAAGAGCUUGUUGCAGUUCCCGGAGCGGGAGAGGCGGCAGCAGCAGCAGCAGCGCGACGAGGAGGAGGGGGCGGCGCUGGUGCUGGUGCCUCAGCCGCCUCCGGACGACGACGACCAUGGAGGAGGAGGAUCAGCUGCUGACCAUGAGGAAGACGAUCCGGCGGCAGCCAAGCAGCAGCAGCAGAAGGAUGGCGACGACGAUCAGGCGGCGAUGAUCAUAGCCGCCGCAGCAGCUGCAGGUCCUACCAAGUCGAAGUGGUGGAGGCGGCGGCCGCAGACAAAGCUGAUGCCGCCGAUGACGAGAGGCGUGGGGGUGGUGGUGGCGGGUCUCGUCGUGCUGGCCUUGGUCGUCGGCAGCACCAGCAGCUGGUGGUGGAUCCACCUCGACUAUGCAUCGUCGUUCCUGGUCGGCGGCGGCAUGAGGCAGCAGCAGCACCAACGGCGGCCUCCUCACCACGUCCCGUCGCCCGCGGCGGACCUGGUGCCCAUACCCUUCAGCUGCGGCGGGGGCAACGCCAACAGCAGCAGCACCUCGCCGUCGACGUCAUCACCACCACCACAGGCGGCGGCGGCGGCGGCGGCGGCGCACCACCACCACCAACAGAGGCGGUGCCCGGAGUACUUCCGGUUCAUCCACUCGGACCUGUCGCCGUGGCGCGCGACGGGGAUCACGCGCGAGGCCGUGGAGCGCGGGCGCGGGCGCGCGGCGUUCCGGCUGGUGGUCGUCGGCGGCCGCGCCUUCGUGGAGACGUACCACCGCGUGUUCCAGACGCGCGACACGUUCACGCAGUGGGGCAUCGCGCAGCUGCUGGCGCGCUACCCCGGGCGCGUCCCCGACCUGGACCUCAUGUUCAACUGCGAGGACAUGCCCGAGCUCCGCGCCGCCGACUUCCAAUCCGAGGCGCCGCUGCCGCUGUUCCGCUACUGCAAGGACGACGCCACGCUGGACAUCGUCUUCCCCGACUGGUCCUUCUGGGGCUGGCCCGAGGUCAACAUCCGGCCCUGGGCGCCGCUGCUGGAGGAGAUGGCGGCGCAGAUGACGCGCCUGCCCUGGCCCGACCGGGAGCCCUACGCCUACUGGAGGGGCAACCCCGGCGUGUCCGCCGACCGCGCCGACCUCCUCCGCUGCAACAGCACGACGGAGUGGAAGGCGCGCGUGUUCGCGCAGGACUGGGGCGCCGCCGCCCGCGCCGGCUUCCGGGGGUCCAACCUGGCGGAGCAGUGCCGGCACCGGUACAAGGUGUUCGUGCGGGGGCGGUCGUGGUCGGUGAGCGACAAGUACAUCCUGGCCUGCGACUCGCCGGUGCUGCGGGUGGACACGCCCUUCCGGGACUUCUUCUCCCGGGGGCUCGUCGCCGGCGAGCACUACUGGCCCGUCGACCCCGCGCGCAAGUGCCCCGCCAUCCGCUUCGCCGUGGACUGGGGCAACGCGCACCCGGCGCAGGCGCGGCGGAUGGCCGCCGCAGGCAGCGCCUUCGCCCGGGAGGACCUCGCCAUGGACUACGUCUACGACUACAUGCUGCACCUGCUCACCCAGUACGCGCGGCUGCUGCGCUACACGCCCACCGUGCCGGAGGGGGCGGUGGAGCUGCGCGCCGAGGCCCUCGCGUGCCCCGCGACCGGCCGCGAGAGGGACUUGAUGAUGGAGUCCAGGGAGAGGUACGUCGCCGGCUACGAGCCCUGCGCCCUUCCGCCGCCCUUCACCGCCGCCGAGCUCAGGGACAGGAAGCGGAGGGAUCAGGAGGUGCGCGACAGGGUGAAAAGGAUGACCGACGACUACGAGCGCCGUGUCCACCACCCAUAAAUUAUAUACCAUCUUAUAUGUAUACUGAUGAUGAGUAGAAUUCGACUGAGUAAUAUUUGGCAGCUGCAGCUGAUGAUGCUGAUGGAUGAGCAAAUCUAUGCAUUAUACAUAUAUAUUUAUUUAUACAUAUAAUAAAUACCAUUAUUCCACUCA
This is a messenger RNA of Panicum virgatum (switchgrass), 2104 nucleotides long. Its product is annotated as O-glucosyltransferase rumi-like. The transcript is spliced from 2 exons. Bases 146 to 1951 code for a protein of 601 amino acids. The record is from RefSeq and is a predicted model, not a curated record. Lineage: Eukaryota; Viridiplantae; Streptophyta; Magnoliopsida; Poales; Poaceae.